CUCUCUUCGUUUUACCUCCAUCUCACUUGAGAUGUUCCAACCUUCAAGCCUACCUAUCCUACUCCUACACUUGACCACUUUUUAAAAAGGUCAUGCCAAAACUUCUAGUAAAUAUGGGUUAAUAUUAUACCCUCUCCUUAAUCUCUUAUUUUGUAAUUAUUCAACAUAAUAAUCAACUUUUUGGUUUACUAAAAUACUUUGCCUGGUUUAAUCCAAACCAACAGUGAAUUAAAAUUAUUUACAAAUCUUUCUCUUAUCCUAAUUCAAAAUGGUUUUGGUUUUGGUUGAGUAAAAACCAGAAAAGAAUUUGAAAUAAAAUGGAAAAGAGAGCAGCCUAGUCUGAUCCUUUUUCUGCUUGGACGCCCAGCGCAGCUCCUGUUCAUCUGUCUUCUUUCCGUCAGAAACCAGACGACGUGAGCAUCUUCCAAUCUUUCUUCUCACGGUCACCUGCCCAGCUCCUCUAUCCUUCUACCCUUCCUCCAAAUCAAGCCACAAACCCUAGACCUCUUCCUCUGCGCCGCCCCUCUGCUCCUUUCUGCUGCUCCACAAAAAUCAGAGAGGGACAUUGAGAGAAAGUCUUCAGUUUCAUCAGACAAAACCGCUAAGAAAUCCUGCCGGAGAUCGCCGUCCUUGCCGUCGUUGUUCGCCGCUGCUCGCUGCGCCGAGCGCGGGGAUGGAGCCGCCGUGGUGCCCUCUUCCUCCUCGCUGAACCGGAGCCGGAGCUGCUCAAGAACGCCGCCGCCGCCAAGACGUACCUGGUGCGCCGCCGUGCACGCCGACGACCUCCGCUUCGCCCCGCCGUCGUCUCCAUCCUCCCCAACUUUUCUCCCUUGACGUGAGGCGCAGCAGCGUCGAUCUUGGUCGAGUUUCGCAGUUUCCUUCAAAGGACCGAGCCCCUCUCUUCAGUUGGCUGGCUGGUUACAUCUGCACCAUAGACGUCGGUACCGAGGAGUACGGCGAGGAGUACGACUACUACCUUGAGGAGGAUCGUGCCGGUUUCUCUUCUUCUGACUUGACAGGAUGCCUCCAAGGCGCGCACCUCCGCCUCCUCCACCUCCACCUCUGGAAAUUGGGCAAGCUCUGCUUAAUGUGACUCAGAUUCUAACGCAGUUGGCCCAGAACCAGGUGCAGAACAAUGAAGGGAAUGGCCGGGUCACUAUCAGAGAGUUCCUUAAUCUCAACCCGCGCACCUUCGACACUCCUCUGAAGCCACUAGAUGCAGAUGAUUGGCUGCGUGAGAUGAACCGCACCCUCAACACCGCGCGUGUAGCUCCAGCAGACAGAGUUUCCUUUGUGACCUUCCUCCUGAGAGGUGAGUCUGCUGCAUGGUGGGACAGCUACCUAGAGAGGAGAGAUCCAGAUGUUGAGACUGGUUGGGAUGAGUUCCAGGCGCUUUUCAGGCGUCAUCACAUUCGUGAUGGUGCCAUGGACAAGAUGCGUGAGGAGUUUCGCAGGCUCACACAGGCUGAUAUGGAUGUGGAAACCUACAGCAGAGCCUUCACCAACCUUGCUCGCUAUGCAGGUGAUGAGAUCUCCACCGAUGAGAGGAAGCAAGACAAGUUUCGCAGAGGCCUCAACCCUACAGUCAAGUUCGCUAUCAACCUGAUCAAGUGCAGAAACUUCGAUGAGCUUGUUGAUACAGCUAUCAAGGCUGAGACUGGUAGACAGGAGUUUGAGCAGUCAAGGAAGCACUCUCGUGACAAUGGCUCUUCUUCGACACCAGCUAUGCCACCUCAGAAGCGCAGAGUUUGGUUUCCUGACACUGCUCCACCAGCACCACGGUCCUUCCACUCGAGACCGCCUGGGUUUGCUCCCCGCCCACCCACCCCUCAGUUUGCUCACAGGCCAGCACAGUUUCAGCACAGGCCAGCUUUCGCUCCUCAGCAACACGGAGGUUUUGUUCAGCAGCAGAGGCCAGCUUUUGGUCCUCCUCAGAGACAGUUUGCUCCCCGUCCUUCUUCAGUCACUUGCUACUCUUGUGGCCAGCCUGGGCACACUUCCCGUACUUGUUCUCAGAAGCAGCAACUUCCACCACCACCACCUCGUCCUUCCUCGACUCAGACGAUGGUGCGUGCUCCUUCUACAGGCAAGGCUUUCAACUAUAACAAUAUGCCUAGAUCUGCCACUGUCAACAAUAUCACCGCAGAGGAAGCUGAGAAGGCAUCAGACGUUGUGCUUGACGUCGGUACCGAGGAGUACGGCGAGGAGUACGACUACUACCUUGAGGAGGAUCGUGCCGGUUUCUCUUCUUCUGACUUGACAGGUACGACAGGUUAUGAGUAUCCACCUAGACACUACUUUGUUGACCACGCCGAGGACGACUACAUCGAGUAGAGAGGACGCUCCUAAGGCAGCAGCCUGGGGCUUGCUGGAUAUGGAUCCUAUUGCUUUAUUUAUGGACUCUUAGUCCCAUUUGCUUCUUGUCUGUACUCAGACGUGUAUUCGCUUCCGCAUGAUGUAUUGAUGUAUUGUUGGGACAUGUGUCCUCUGAGUGUCAUUUGCUAUCUUGCUCUAUGAGCGUUGCUAUAUACUUAUUUAACUCUUUUGUGUCGUAGAGUUAAUGUUGUGAUAUCA
Molecule: messenger RNA, 2574 nt
Organism: Lolium perenne
Lineage: Eukaryota; Viridiplantae; Streptophyta; Magnoliopsida; Poales; Poaceae
Molecular function (GO): zinc ion binding; nucleic acid binding
Source: RefSeq, a predicted model, not a curated record